GACGUAAGAGUGCCAGCUGUUCUUGUCCAAUCAGAGUUCAGCUAAUCGAGGCGCGAAAACAUAAUCGUCCAAUCACGAGUUGAAAACAAACAUGGCGUCGAAUUCAGAUAAGCAGGAAAAGAAGCGGAAGGAGAGCAUCCUUGACCUGUCUAAGUACCUUGAGAAGAAUAUCAGGGUCAAAUUCGCGGGAGGGCGGGAAGCGUUCGGCGUGCUCAAGGGUUACGACCCUUUGCUUAACCUCGUCCUUGAUAACACCACGGAGUUUCUUAGGGAUCCAGAUGACCCCUACAAACUGACAGAUGACACUAGGCAACUAGGGUUAGUCGUGUGCCGAGGGACGGCAGUCGUUCUUAUUUGUCCUACAGACGGCAUGGAGUCCAUUCCAAACCCCUUCGUCCAGGCAGAGUGAAAGACAAUCAAAGUUCAAAGUGCGAUAUUUUAAGUUUUUUUUUCAUUCAUGUAACUGAAACUACCAGCUUCUGGGUUAAAUUUGUUAUUCUCCGUCUUCAUUGAUUAUAAAAUAUCAGGCAAUAAAUCUGAAAGUUUGAUCAUUGCA
Cloeon dipterum is the source of this 556-nucleotide messenger RNA. It is a transcript of the gene LSm7, whose product is annotated as U6 snRNA-associated Sm-like protein LSm7. Gene Ontology annotation, cellular component: U6 snRNP; spliceosomal tri-snRNP complex; catalytic step 2 spliceosome. Gene Ontology annotation, biological process: mRNA splicing, via spliceosome; nuclear-transcribed mRNA catabolic process. Gene Ontology annotation, molecular function: RNA binding. The record is from RefSeq and is a predicted model, not a curated record. Lineage: Eukaryota; Metazoa; Arthropoda; Insecta; Ephemeroptera; Baetidae. The coding region runs from base 92 to 409 and encodes 105 amino acids. The transcript is spliced from 3 exons.